Molecule: messenger RNA, 1041 nt
Organism: Chelonia mydas (Green sea turtle)
Lineage: Eukaryota; Metazoa; Chordata; Testudines; Cheloniidae
Product: olfactory receptor 958-like
Exons: 3
Coding region: 1-1041 (346 amino acids)
Biological process (GO): G protein-coupled receptor signaling pathway
Cellular component (GO): membrane
Molecular function (GO): olfactory receptor activity; G protein-coupled receptor activity
Source: RefSeq, a predicted model, not a curated record
AUGCAGACCCUGGUUAACCCCGAGCCUCUCCUGUUCAGUCAGUCUCUGCCUGUCUCUGAAUCUGUCAGCCUCUGUCUCGCACAGAAGGAGAUGACGAAUGAGUCCUCUGUGGGGCGGGUCAACCACACUGUGGUGACUCAUUUCAUCCUCUUAGGGAUCCCCAACACCGACGGCCUCCAGACCAUCCUCUUCGUCACCUUCUUAGCCUUCUACCUCUGCACCCUGCUGGGCAACCUGCUCAUCUUAUUAGCCAUCCUCCCUGAACCCCAUCUGCACACCCCCAUGUAUUUCUUCCUCUGCAACCUCUCCGUGCUGGACAUCGGUUUUUCCUCCAUCAGCACCCCUAAAUUCCUGGCCAACCUCUGGGUUCAGAGUAGGGUCAUCUCUCUGGGUGGGUGCAUGUCCCAGGUCUUCUUCUACCACUUCCUGGGCAGCACCGAGUGCCUGCUCUACACCGUCAUGGCCUACGACCGGUACGUGGCCAUCUGCCACCCCCUGCGCUACCUGCUCAUCAUGAACCGGAGGGUGUGCGCCCUCCUGGCCGCCGGCACCUGGAUCACCAGCUCCUUCCACGCCACCAUCCUCACCAGCCUGACCUUCACGCUGCCCUACUGCGGGUCCAAUGUGGUGGACUAUUUCUUCUGCGACAUCUUCCCGGUGGUCAAGCUGGCCUGUGCAGACACAUACAUCAUUGAGACUGUGACCUUCACCAACACUGGCAUGGUGCCCACGACCUGCUUCCUCCUCAUCCUCGCGUCCUACGUCAGGAUCGUCUAUUCCGUCCUGAAGAUGAACUCGGCCGAAGGGCGGCGCAAAGCAGCCUCCACUUGCGCCUCGCAUCUGGCGGUGGUGACGCUGUUCUUCGGGCCCUGCACCCUGGUCUACACGCAGCCCCAGCUGAGCAAAGUGCUGGUGACCCCCGUGCAGAUCUUCGGCAACGUGGUCACGCCCGUGCUGAACCCGGCCAUCUACGCGCUGAGAAACAAGGAGGUGAAAGCGGCUCUAAGAAAACUGAGAGGGGGUCAAACGCCUGCACAUUGA